UACGUAGGUCGCUGAUGCUUUCCUAAAUAAACGUUCUGAAUUUGCCAAUUAUCGUGGUUUUAAAGGGAGUAAUAAGAAUGAAUGAAUGCCUUGGAUUAUACAAGACUUAUCGAGUCGUUGAGUAUAGGUAGGUACCUACCUAACCUCAGGUACCUAGGAUAGGGGUUUCCAAUGAUCCCCUCCCCUCCUAUGGAUUACAUACAUCAGAUAUCAGAUACAUGUCCUACCUCAACAUUACCUAAUCUACCGCUUAUCCUGCCACUCGUUUGGAUAACAAGGCAAGUACUUCCAAUGUCUGCUGGAAAGCGCAGUUGUUGUUAUACUCAAAUGUGGGGAGCAAAGGGGUGGUUCAAAAAGGGGAGCUGCUCGGAAAGUACAACUGCCAGUCAAGCCUCCUUCUCGGUCCAGCCAUACCAUAAUUCCCUAUUCCUGUUCAACCUCUCAUUUCUUCUCGUCACUUCAAAGCUACGUGGUUUACUUGAACUCUUAUCACUGAAUCGGUGCUGAUAAUAAAUUAAUUAGCUACAGAGGCCAACACAAUACAGUUUAAUAAAGUAAAUAUAUAUUCCACUUCAUAUCAUUAGGUACCUCUUAUUAUAAGACCAUGCGUACCGCAGAAGAAACGCAGAAGCUUGUCAACGCUGCCAAACUUGAGGACAAGCUUCGACAGCCGGGGAACCAACUCAACGCCGUGAGACUCCUACAGGCGCUUACCGUCAAGGAGGUCUUCGAGGCGAAGAGGCAGUUGGACUUGAUCGAGGAAAGGUUCUGCAAACUCCAAGAAGCCAACGCGGCGGAGGGUGUCCGCAGCGAAGGCCUCGAAAAGCAAAUCGUCGAGAUUCGGAGGGAUAAGGAAAUGCUUCGCUCGUUUCUAUCCGAAGCAGAAGCCGCGACACGGAAUAUCAAGGACGGUCUAGAGAGCCUCCGAUCGAAAGUCAGCGACGAGUGCUUCAAGUUUACGGCGGAUAAUGUCAGGUUCGGCAAGGAUAUCAAGACCCUGAGCAAGCAGAUAGAUCGCGACCAUGAGAAGCUAGGCCGCGUCGAGGAAGACCUCGAAAACGUUCGUGCGAGCUUGCCCAAGACCCAGGAUCUUGCCGCGCUCAACGACACCCUCGCUCGUCUCGAGCCCAUGGUGAAAUCCAUGUACGACAAGCUAGAUAGAGUCGCCACGCUCACGUUUCGCGAGAAGCAAGCUUUGACAGACGCUAUUAGCGAGCAAGCUCAUGUCCGCAAUUUCCUCGACGCGUUCAUCCCGAAACAGGACGACUUUUUCCAAUUCCUUAACAAGCUUCACGAAGCGAACUCUCAAGCGGCAGUAUCGUCUGAAUCCCUCCUCAACGGCGCCGUCAACGAAGCCAGUUUCGCCCAGUUAUCCCACCCGCUGCCGCCGCCGUCCUCGGGCCUUCCCCAACCGCCCCUCAAGGCGACCCAGAUGCUCGAGCAGUACAACCACUUCAGCAGCUCGUACCGCAUCAAGCGCCCCAAGAGCGAGGCCCGCUUCGUCCGCCAGUUCCUCAAGAAGCUCGACCCCCGCGCCGCCGCGUACAUGCAGCGCAAGCUCCGCCAGGAAUACCCCGACCUGGCCCGCCUGCUCCCCCGCGCCGAGACGAGCCCCAAGACCGCCGUCGUCUUCUCCGUCGACGUCGGUAACUUGCGCUGGGAGCACGUCAAGACGGUCAUGAGGAGGAUCGAUGGGAAGGAGCUGUUUAGUCUCUUGGAGGCGGACUGACUAGGAGAGUAGGACGCGGGCCUGUGCUUGUGCCUGUGCCGGACAGAUAAAUAAAUAAAUAAAUAAUCCAGAAUGGCGACGAUGCAUGGCAGGGUUUGCUGGAAUGCUAUAGUAGCUAUGCUAGUCAGUCGAGCACUGAUCUAUAAAUUAGGUACCUAAGGUAGGUAGCUGUCCAUACUUGUAUGAGAAACCUGAUACUGUAUGAGAGUCGGAUUCCCAAUAGAUAAAUAUUUACACAAUUCCUGUGAGUGGUAAUACCACUCAUGUCAGAUAGACUGUAAUAGCAAUUGUGCUAUUAACAAAUACACUUUUGGCUCAGCGGUGUGUCUGUCAAU
Messenger RNA from Daldinia caldariorum, 2064 nucleotides. RefSeq lists its product as uncharacterized. The transcript has 2 exons. The record is from RefSeq and is a predicted model, not a curated record. NCBI's taxonomy places the organism in Eukaryota, Fungi, Ascomycota, Sordariomycetes, Xylariales, Hypoxylaceae. The coding region runs from base 605 to 1729 and encodes 374 amino acids.